Molecule: messenger RNA, 486 nt
Organism: Adineta steineri
Lineage: Eukaryota; Metazoa; Rotifera; Eurotatoria; Adinetida; Adinetidae
Source: the annotation of a GenBank genome assembly
AUGCGUGCUGUUAUUCAACGUGUUCUUCGAGCUAGUGUUCGAGUCGGUGAUGAUUUAAUUAGUUCAAUCGAUCGUGGUUUAUGUGUAUUAAUUGGUAUUGCUAAUGAUGAUGAACAAACUGAUAUUGAUUAUAUCGUAAAAAAACUACUUGCAAUACGUUUAUGGUCAUCGAUUGAUGGUAGUAAAAAUUGGGUUCGUAAUGUAGUUGAAUCAGAUUAUAGUCUUUUAUGUGUGAGUCAAUUUACUCUACAUGCAACACUAAAAGGAACAAAACCGGAUUUUCAUUUAUCAAUGUCAGGUGAACAAUCGAAAAUACUCUAUGAGAAAUUAUUAAAUCAAUUAAAACAAAGUUAUAAAUCAGACAAGAUUUUUGAUGGACAAUUUGGUGCGAUGAUGAAUGUGAAUAUCGAAAAUGAUGGUCCAGUAACAAUUAUUCUCGAUAGUCGAUCAAAAAAAUCCAAUACAACAACUGCCGAUGAUGAAUAA